Messenger RNA from Cynara cardunculus var. scolymus (artichoke), 660 nucleotides. RefSeq names its product miraculin-like. NCBI's taxonomy places the organism in Eukaryota, Viridiplantae, Streptophyta, Magnoliopsida, Asterales, Asteraceae. The transcript has a single exon. The record is from RefSeq and is a predicted model, not a curated record. Gene Ontology annotation, molecular function: endopeptidase inhibitor activity. The coding region runs from base 1 to 660 and encodes 219 amino acids.
AUGAAGUUGACCUUCCUUUGCUUCAAUCUCAUCAUUUUCGCCACCGCACACGCACAUCUCUCCACCGUUCCCGGCGUCAUAUACGACACCUCCGGCAACAACCUCCAUAGGGGCAUCCCUUACUACAUACUUCCCCUCCUCCAUGGCUCCGGUGGCGGACUCAUUCUUUCCGGCAACACCACGGAUCCAUCAUGCCCAAUGAUCAACAUCAUCACUCAGGAACCUUUCGAGAUCAACGGCGGGAUCCCUUUCACCUUCAACCCCAUCGUUUUAGACGAAAACCUAAUUCGUAUCUCCUAUCCGACUUCCAUUGAAUCAGCCGUCGUAACACCUUGCGGCGGAUCCAAUAUAUGGAAGGUGUCAACGGCAAAGAGCGAUAUCGGAGAUGUUGCUGGUCUUCAAAUUGUUACCACCGGCGGCGAGUUUAACACGCCGGAGAGCUGUUUUCAGAUCGUAGAAGUUGACAUGAUGCCGGAAUUGCGAAGCUACCAGAUUCAGCAUUGUCCAUUUAAAUGUGGUUCGAGUAGCACCGAUCUUAAUUGCUACAACGUCGGAGUUAAAUUAGAUGCCGCCGGUAAGAGAUGUGUUGCUCCAAGUAAUGCUCUUUUUCCGGUGGUGUUUGUGGGUUCGGUCGGAAAACAGUCAACAUUUAUGAAGUAA